UUCAACGGUUCUUUUCCUUGACUAGCCGUUACUCUUUCUUGUCCUAGAAGCCCAACAAUCAAUCAGGCACAAGAUGCGGAAACCCUAAUCAGAAAAUCCAGUUCAUAUAUAAACCGAUCGAUUCAAUUUGUAUCUUCACCAAUUAAUCAUCAGUCACGCAUUCCAUCAUCCCUCUCUCUCUCUCUAUCUAUCUCUCUUUAUCUGAUCUGAGAUACGAAAAGAUCUUCCUCCAUCUGAGUCGAUUUGAAUUAACUGGUGUCGCUGUUUCUGAAGUUUGAUAUUUUUAAUUUUCUCGAAUCAUAUUACAUACUAAUCUUUGUUUUGCAGGCUUGAUUCCGUUUAUUGUUUGGUUUUUGCCUUUUUUUUAUAGUUUUCCUCGCUGAUUGUGCACUGCUACACACACCCUUUGUUCUAGAUAUACACACGUACCUCGUAUUAUUUUCCCUUUUGCUGUGUUUUUGUGCUGCUAACAUAUGGAAACAGGAAUAGCUAACUUGUCCGCAUCUUCAAACAAGACUAAAUCGAGAUGCCCGCUGCAAGAACAGCUUCUUCAUAGAAGAAAUUCACAGGAAAAUCUGGACAGGUUCAUACCAAACAGAUCAGCUAUGGAUUUCGAUUAUGCUCACUACAUGCUCACAGAAGGGCGGAAAGGUAAGGAAAAUCCAUCUGCAGUCUCAUCUCCGUCCAGGGAGGCCUACAGAAAGCACCUUGCAGAGACUUUCAACAUGAACAGGACUCGCAUUCUUGCCUUCAAGAACAAGCCUCCAACCUCAGUGGAAGCCAUCCCCAAUGAUUUUUCAUCAGCCGCUCAUCAAGUCAAAUCCGCCAAGCCACGCAGGCACAUUCCUCAGACUUCUGAGAGGACAUUAGAUGCCCCUGAUCUCGUUGAUGAUUAUUAUUUGAAUCUGCUCGACUGGGGCAGCAGCAAUGUUCUUUCGAUUGCUCUUGGAAAUACGGUGUACUUAUGGGAUGCUUCUGAUGGAUCAACCUCGGAACUUGUCUCGAUCGAUGAGGAAUGUGGUCCGGUGACUAGUGUCAAGUGGGCUCCUGAUGGGAAGCAUAUUGCUGUAGGUCUGAACAACUCAGAAGUUCAGCUAUGGGAUUCCACAGCUAAUAGACUGCUCCGAACCCUGAGAGGCGGGCACAGGUCCCGCGUGGGUGCCCUCGACUGGAACAACCACAUUCUAACAACCGGAGGCAUGGACGGGCGCAUCAUCAACAACGACGUGAGAAUACGAGCCCACAUAGUCGAGAGCUACGAGGGACACCAGCAAGAAGUCUGCGGGCUCAAAUGGUCGGCCUCCGGGCAGCAAUUAGCCAGCGGUGGUAAUGACAACCUUCUCCACAUAUGGGACAGGUCAGCAUCAUCAUCCUCCAAUUGGCUCCACAGACUCGAGGACCACACGGCAGCUGUCAAGGCCUUAGCCUGGUGUCCCUUCCAAGGGAACUUGCUGGCAACUGGCGGCGGUGGUGGAGACAGAAGCAUUAAGUUCUGGAAUACGCAUACUGGGGCGUGUUUGAAUUCGGUGGACACGGGUUCACAGGUUUGUGCUCUCUUGUGGAAUAAGAAUGAGAGGGAGCUGCUGAGUUCGCACGGUUUUACGAAUAAUCAGCUGACGCUGUGGAAAUACCCGUCUAUGGUUAAGAUGGGUGAGCUCACGGGGCAUACGUCGCGAGUGCUGUUUAUGGCUCACAGUCCGGAUGGAUGCACGGUUGCGAGUGCAGCGGGAGAUGAGACGCUGAGGUUUUGGAAUGUGUUUGGGACUCCUCAAGUGGCUAAGCCUGCUGCAGCUAAGACGGCGAAUACCGAACCUUUUGCCCACUUGACCCGCAUUAGAUGAAAUUCUUAUUCUGGCUUGCACCUGUUCAGAGUUUUGUUUUUUUUUUUCAUUUCAUUCUUUAUGGUGCAUUCUGUUAAU
This is a messenger RNA of Striga asiatica, 1919 nucleotides long. NCBI's taxonomy places the organism in Eukaryota, Viridiplantae, Streptophyta, Magnoliopsida, Lamiales, Orobanchaceae. The record is from the annotation of a GenBank genome assembly.